AUGGAGUCCCGCACAGGCCGCUCCAAGCAGAGAUACAGCGAGUCCGGGGAUAGACUAGUAGCAGGCGUAGUACCUUUGAACGAAGCCAAAACCCACGUCCUCUUGAUCCAGUCCACUCGAAGACACGGCUGGGUCCUUCCCAAGGGCGGAUGGGAGUCUGAUGAGAGUUGCACUGAGGCUGCACAGCGGGAGGCAUGGGAAGAGGCAGGAAUUGUUUGCAACGUCGACUAUGAUCUCGGCACAAUCAGAGAUACUCGAGCUCCCAAGCACAUGUCCAAAGACGCCCCCAAGUCUCUAUACCAGUUCUACGAGGUCACGGUCACAAGGGAGGAGGCAGAUUGGCCGGAGAAGCAUAAGAGGACUCGACAGUGGGCAAACUUUGCGGAAGCUUCAGAAGCUCUCAAACACCGUCCGGAACUCCUUGAAGCUCUCAAGCGGUCAACCAUUCAGCGGUAG
This is a messenger RNA of Hyaloscypha bicolor E, 456 nucleotides long. RefSeq lists its product as uncharacterized. Gene Ontology annotation, cellular component: cytoplasm; nucleus. Lineage: Eukaryota; Fungi; Ascomycota; Leotiomycetes; Helotiales; Hyaloscyphaceae. The transcript has 2 exons. Gene Ontology annotation, molecular function: bis(5'-adenosyl)-pentaphosphatase activity; diphosphoinositol-polyphosphate diphosphatase activity; bis(5'-adenosyl)-hexaphosphatase activity. The record is from RefSeq and is a predicted model, not a curated record. Bases 1 to 456 code for a protein of 151 amino acids. Gene Ontology annotation, biological process: diphosphoinositol polyphosphate metabolic process; diadenosine hexaphosphate catabolic process; diadenosine pentaphosphate catabolic process.